AUGCGAGGCCGAGGCCCGCCCGCCUACCUUACCUUGGGCACGCCGUGUGUGCCUCCUUCCCCCGUGUCCACGUCCCGUAACCCGUGUGCCGGUUCCCUCUUGCUCUUUUCCCCAGGUCGUCCACCUCCGCCUGCCUUUUCACGUCCACCACUUUGCGCUUUUCGCCUGAGGUGGUCUCUUUCUGAUAUUGCUCCUGCUGUCUCAAGCGAAUGUCCAGUGUACCUAAUAUUCCCUCUUUCCCACUCUGAUUUAUCCUCUACUCUUCACGUGAGGCGACUGAAAGGUAAGGUACGGACGCUUCCUUCCCCCGCUUGCCCUCCGUGCGGCGUGGCCUCCUCCCGUCCUCGUAGUGUCUACGGAGUAGGUACCUGCCUUGAGGUAGGUAAGGUAGACUACAGAAAUACGUACUGUACAGGUCACACCCCCUCCCCCCAUCCUCUCCACACCCCUCCCCUCCCUCGUACUCCACUCCUUCCUUCCUCCUCUUCCAACCACCGAAACCUGAGGACCACCGCCCGGAUUUUUCGCCCACCACCGAGAAAUCGCGGCCGACCCGUGCCCUCCGAUUCUGCUCUUUUUUCGUCUUCCACUGUCCACCACGUACAGCACAACUUCCAACGCUCAACAUCACCGCAUCUCUCACAACUUUCAACACAAAAGAAACAAACAUCGCCAACCGCCUCCGACACCGUCCCGGCAUCAUAUCCAACCAAGUCCGACCCCUUUUAUCCCGUCGCCUCUUCGGCCGCUGUGGGCAUCGUUCCGCAAACUCCCCCCGUCGCGUUCUGCCCCCCUUCCUGGGGCCUUGACGCCGCCGCCCGCCCUCGCCCGCUACCUCCUGCCUGGGGGUCUCGCCUUUCUGGAGCCACCCUUCUCCAUAAUCUCGGCGCGACGGGUCGUCUUUUCUCUGCGUCACCCGGCCCCAAAACUCUCUUCUCUUCCGGAGCCCCCCUCAACAAAACACUCCUCCUCCCGCGACCUUGA
This is a messenger RNA of Colletotrichum costaricense, 984 nucleotides long. RefSeq lists its product as uncharacterized. The record is from RefSeq and is a predicted model, not a curated record. Lineage: Eukaryota; Fungi; Ascomycota; Sordariomycetes; Glomerellales; Glomerellaceae. Bases 1 to 984 code for a protein of 327 amino acids. The transcript has a single exon.